GACAGGGACGGCCGCGCUGCUCCUCCUCGGAAGGCAGAGCCCGCAGCGCAGCCCCCGGCGGCGGCGAGCGCCGGGAGGGGACAGGAGAGCCGCAGCGGGCACACGGCCGCCUGGGACGGGGAGCGGUCCGGAGGAGCUGCCGCCCGCCCUCUCUGCCACCGGGCUCUAUGUGGGACGGAGCCGGCCAUGGAGAAGUUGUACUUUGCGGGGAGCAGCGUGUGGACCCUCAACGGCUCUCUGGGGAACGGCAGCCUGCGCCUGGAGAACCAGAGCUCCGGGAGGAACAGCACCGCGGACCCGCUGAAGAGGAACGAGGACAUGGCUAAGGUGGAGGUGACGGUCCUUUGCCUCAUCCUCUUCCUCGCGCUGAGCGGCAACCUGUGCGUGCUGCUGGCCAUCCACACCACCCGCCAGAAGCACUCCCGCAUGUACUUCUUCAUGAAGCACUUGAGCAUCGCCGACCUGGUCGUGGCCAUCUUCCAGGUGCUGCCCCAGCUCAUCUGGGACAUCACCUUCAGGUUUUACGGGCCAGAUUUCCUGUGCCGCUUGAUCAAGUACUUGCAGGUAGUGGGGAUGUUUGCUUCCACCUACAUGCUCCUGCUGAUGUCCCUGGACCGGUGCUUGGCCAUCUGUCAGCCCCUGAGGUCUCUGCACAGGAGAGCGGACCGGGUCUCUGUCCUGCUCACCUGGCUGCUCUGCCUGCUGGUCAGCAUCCCUCAGAUCCACAUAUUUUCUCUGAGGGAUGUGGGGAACGGGGUUUACGACUGCUGGGCAGAUUUCAUCCAGCCCUGGGGACCUAAAGCCUAUGUCACCUGGAUAACUCUCAUGGUCUACAUCAUCCCCGUGCUGAUGCUGAGCAUCUGCUAUGGCUUAAUCAGCUUCAAAAUCUGGCAGAACGUGAAGCUCAAGACGGCUCACGGGCCCAACGUGGGUCUGAGCUCCAGCUCCUGCAGCGGGACGGCAUUUGCCAGGGUGAGCAGCACCAGGCUCAUCUCCAAAGCCAAGAUCCGGACAGUCAAAAUGACCUUCAUCAUAGUAUUAGCUUUCAUAGUGUGCUGGACUCCCUUUUUCUUUGUGCAGAUGUGGUCUGUGUGGGACACGAACGCCCCGCAGGAAGCCUCCCCGUUCAUCAUCGCCAUGCUGCUGGCCAGCCUCAACAGCUGCUGCAACCCCUGGAUCUACAUGCUCUACACAGGACACCUCUUCCACGACCUGAUGCGGCGCUUCCUCUGCUGCUCCACGCGCUACCUGAAGUCGCGGCCGGCGUGUGACCUGAGCGUCAGCAGGAAGAGCAACUCCUCCUCCUUCGUCCUCAGCUGCAAGAGCACGAGCCAGAAGAGCUUCAUGCAGCCGGCCAUGGCGUGAGGCCGUUGCUGGCUGGGACCUCGUGGAUCCAGCUGGGGGCUCAGUGUAGAUCGGUGUAUAUAUGUCUGUGUGCACGGCAGCAUGUGCAGCGCUCGCUCCUUACCCCGUGUGCAAGGUGAGGGAGGACCUCAGGGGCCCAAGUUUCAGUGCUGCCUGGGGCUGGACACCAGGAACCUGCUUCUGAGCCUCAAAACCACCCGGCCUGCUGGGGUCAGUGCCGGCAUGGAGCAGGGCAGUCCUGCUGCUGUGGGAUGGGGACAGCAGGGACAGGGCUCCUGGGACACAUCCCCACCUGCAGCUCUGCCCAUGGGCUGUGUGAGGCAUCAGGGAAGCCGGGGGAGCAGACACGAGGGCAGGGCCGGGGCAUCUGCGCAAUACCACGUUUGCUGAGUGUGCUUCUCAGCUCCUCAGCAGGAGUAGGGGGUUACAGCCAGGCUCUGUGGGGUUUAACAGGCUCCCACUGAGCCCCUGAGGCUGAGCUUUUGCUUUGGGUUCCCUGCAGAUCACAUGUAGCCCUUCCCACCGAUGCAGCUUCCUUGCUCUGUAACACACAAGCUCAUGCUCGUGGCAUGGAUAUUUUUUAUUGUUA
Molecule: messenger RNA, 1954 nt
Organism: Colius striatus (speckled mousebird)
Lineage: Eukaryota; Metazoa; Chordata; Aves; Coliiformes; Coliidae
Gene: OXTR
Product: oxytocin receptor
Exons: 2
Coding region: 187-1365 (392 amino acids)
Biological process (GO): regulation of systemic arterial blood pressure by vasopressin; positive regulation of vasoconstriction; G protein-coupled receptor signaling pathway
Cellular component (GO): membrane
Molecular function (GO): oxytocin receptor activity; vasopressin receptor activity; peptide binding
Source: RefSeq, a predicted model, not a curated record